AUGUUGACUGAUUUCAGAUUGGCAUUAAUGUUUUUCUAUUUUUGUGUGGGUAUCAUUAUUUUUAUUUUUCUGGUAUGGUGUAGCCAAAUCGACUCUAAAACUUCUGUGCACUUAACAACAUCAAAACCAGUUUCUUCUGACUCACUACGCAAGUCGCCUGCUCAUAGUGUCAUGGAAGAGCCGUUCGAACCAGAUAUAUCAUUAGAUGCACCAUCAGAAUCAUCAAUAGUGUCUACUGAUGCUCUGCUUCAAAAUGAAAUUGAAUGUGCCGAAAGUUCUUAUUCGACUUCUUGGCAGCCACAGUAUUUGGAAGAACAGACUGAGAUGAUCAAUUAUGAAGCAUUCAGUGAUCCGAUAAUCAAUGCAGUAUAUGUUUGUGAUACACUGUCUAAUCAAUAUAAAAGAACAAAACCAAUAGCUUCGACUUUUAUGAUGGUGAAUCAAACAGAAGGAGUAUUUUCUUACGAAAUAUAUAUGUCCUACAUUCUUUCAUGGGAUCCUGCUUGGCUUAAUCAACCCCAUCUGAAGCCUGGUGUUUUGUAUGAAAAUUAUUGUAUAAAUAAUCGUUCAGCAACUCCAGUAAGGCAACGAUAUACAUCCUUCAGUGAUUAUGAAUCAGCACAUUUACCUUGUCUUCUUGAAGAAACAUGGCAAAAUGUAAAACAAGACAUUCAGGAGCGUUUAGAACAAAAUAAAGGUAAACCACCAACGAUAUGUCAAGCAUACAUGGUUCGAACAGAAGUAAAACGAAAAAUUGGUUUGAUGGAAUUAUAUUGUCAAAUUCUUACAGUGGAUGAUGAUCCCAUGCGGCCAAGAUACAAUGAUCUUCUACUCAUUACGGCUUUCGAUAACCAACAAUUUUUUGGCAUACUACAGAAACAACAGCGUGUUUCUAAUCGUAAAUUCAUUCAUCGAAUGUUAGCUUUUGAUCCUCGUUUGAAUACUAGACCAUCAGAAAUAGUUUGUAUUGAACUAACAAUCGGCAUUGUUUUGAAGUGUUCGCCGUUAAUUACUGGUUCGUGUAUUCAUGUGCAGGUGAUGGCAUCGCUUGUUUCCAAUCUGCGUCGGUUCCGAGCAUUGUCUUUGCUUCCUUCGUUACCUUUGGUGUCAGAACUUCUCUCUCCUUCAGUCGACGAUAUGACCUUCCAAGUAAACUUACCACGUCUACCACAGUUCGAUAUGGAAAACAAUGGGGCAAAGAAUGCAGCUCAGUAUCAAGUGAUAAAUGAAGCUGUAUCUAUCGUUUGCGGACCACGGCGGAAUUCAUCUCGUAUCUACGUUGUACAAGGGCCUCCUGGCACAGGCAAAUCUCAUACCAUUGUUAAUAUUGUAAAAUCGAUAAAUCAACAAUGGAAUUUGAUGAGAAAGCGGAAGAAACUGCGUAUUCUUGUGUGCACUCCUUCGAAUGGUGCAUGUGAUGACCUUACACAAAGACUCGCCAAAAUAGAUGAUCUCAUCGUGGCUCGUGCUGGUCAUAAUGAAUAUACAGACACCUCUUGCGUGUCUUUGUUCAAAUCAACGAUGCUCAAAGAAAUCAUUGAACAACUAUCACCACUAGAAUUCUAUUCGUCGACAAAUACAUGUCCAAGAGAGUUAAGUUUACUGAAGCAAAGAGAUUUAGAAGAAGCGAAUGUGGUUGUCUCAACGUUAAACUACGUUGGAAACUCAAUUUUUGAUCCAUUUUCUUGCGAUAAAAGGACAGUUGAUGGAUUUCAAGGACGAGAAAAAGAUAUCAUUUUGAUUUCCACUGUUCGCACGUGUGGUGACAAAUGUGGACAACAAAGUAUUGGAUUCGUAGCUGAUCGACGUCGACUUAAUGUAGCAGUGACUCGAGGUAAAUAUGCUGUGUACAUCAUCGGACAUGCGAAAUCAUUACAUGUCAAUAAAGAUUGGCGUUCGCUCAUUCGCAACGCAAGACAGCGUCAAUGCAUCCUUAACUAUAAAACAUAUCAGGAUUUUAAUUGGCUACACCGAUUAUAA
Messenger RNA from Adineta ricciae, 1980 nucleotides. NCBI's taxonomy places the organism in Eukaryota, Metazoa, Rotifera, Eurotatoria, Adinetida, Adinetidae. The record is from the annotation of a GenBank genome assembly.